Messenger RNA from Bursaphelenchus xylophilus (pine wood nematode), 1242 nucleotides. NCBI's taxonomy places the organism in Eukaryota, Metazoa, Nematoda, Chromadorea, Rhabditida, Aphelenchoididae. The record is from the annotation of a GenBank genome assembly.
AUGGGUAAUUGUCUCCCCUUCAUGUACAUUCGACGAUCUUCCGAGGACACAGAACAGUUAGAAGAACGUAACCAGCGGCAUUCAACGAGCAGUUCAGUCCAAUCUCAUCCACAACAGCCCAGUCAACCGUCAAGAAGGUCACGAUCUCAUACUGUAAGGUUUUUUCAUUUUGUUUUUGCGAUUUUUAGGGGAAAGAUAGAAGAUAGAGGUGUGAAAUGGACUUGUGGUGGUUGUGGAGUAAAAAAAUUUGUCCGGAUUAAAGGUUGUUUAGCCGAAUUAGAUAUUUUUGACCUUAUUUUAUGCAGUUUUUGAAAAAUUUUGAUAAAACGUCACAAUUUUUGUUGUCUAAAUGAUCAAGUAUAUAAAAUGUAGUCUAUAAUCAGCUUAUUUGUAUUACAGUUGUCUUGGUUUCCAAUACUUUGGAGCAUUUUUUGUCUAGUACAAUAUAAUUUUUGCAGAGCUCCUAUGUGAACCAAUUGUACGCUUCGUCCAACGCCUACAUGGAGGAGGGAGAACAGCAGGCAAUUGACGAGAAGAGAAAGGCCAGAGUUCGCGGAAUAUUAGCUUCAAUUCCCAUAUCCAAGUAUCAGUCAGGGCAGUCGAUCAAUGAUGAGUGAGUUUUUUUGAUUAUUAUUGGCUUUUUGCUUUUAGAAACAAGUCUCAAUGUGCUAGAAAGGGAAUCAGUUUCUUUUCGACCGAUAAUUUGGGGGUAUCGAAACAAAAUUUGAAAAAAUAUAUAUUACUUUAGGCGAAUUUGAUUAAUUUUGUGGGAUUUGCUGUGAAAAUGAGCAAAUUAUACGUUGAAUAAGAUUUUUUAUGGCGGAAAACUUAUGAUAGACAAAGAAUAUUGGAUUGGAAAUUGGAAUUUGACUUGUUUUUGCCAAAAAUUUACCUUAUUUUAGGUAUGUAUUUGAAAAAAAAAUUUUUUGACGGUUCUUAUAAAGACUGAUAAAAUACGAGUCUAAGGAUGGAAUUUUUACAAAAAAAAAUUUGAAAUUAAAAAAAAUGUAUUUCAGAUGUGCAAUAUGUAUGUUGGACUUCGAACCCAACGAAUCCCUCCGCUAUCUCCCCUGCAAACACGGCUACCACGUUGAUUGCAUUGAUGACUGGCUUCUCCGCUCGUUCACUUGUCCCUCUUGCAUGGAACCCGUGGAUUCGGCGCUACUUUCCGUGUUCACGGCCAGCUCGGGGAUCGUCGACUUGGCCUCGAUUCCGAACAAGGCCACAUCUUCAAGAUCUUGA